Messenger RNA from Pelodiscus sinensis (Chinese soft-shelled turtle), 4457 nucleotides. It is a transcript of the gene ADRA2C, whose product is annotated as adrenoceptor alpha 2C. Gene Ontology annotation, molecular function: epinephrine binding; alpha2-adrenergic receptor activity. The record is from RefSeq and is a predicted model, not a curated record. NCBI's taxonomy places the organism in Eukaryota, Metazoa, Chordata, Testudines, Trionychidae. Gene Ontology annotation, biological process: regulation of smooth muscle contraction; G protein-coupled receptor signaling pathway; regulation of vasoconstriction. Gene Ontology annotation, cellular component: plasma membrane.
CAAAACCAACCCAAGGCGGCUCCGCGCUAAGUAGAUGGAGGCGCCGCUGGAUCGCAGCCGCGCGCCGCUCGGCCCCAGGCUGCGCGCCGGCGGGAGCGGGGCUCUGAGCUGAGCGCUGCCUAGCGCGGAGCGGAGCAGGGCGCGGUGCCCGCCAGCUGACGCCCCGCGCCCGGCUUGGGGAGCUGCAACGCGGGGGGCAGCGGCUGCCUCCGGGCUGGGACGGAGCAUGCUCAGAGCGCUCGGGCAGGCUGCUGAUGGGGAGCCGCAUGUGAGAUUACAGCGGAGCAAGCGGGCAGCUGCUACUUCGCGCCGGGCUCGCUCCGGCGCGGGGCGAACGGAGGAGGCGCCGCGGCGGAGCAGGGGCCAGCGAGCGAGGGGCACGGCUGGGUCCCACCUGCACCGGGAGAGCGGUAACCUGCACCCCUGGGCGUCUCCGCUGCCCGGAUUACAGGAGCAGGGGGAACGGCCGUGCCGGGGCUCGGCCAUGUGCCUGGGCACUUAGCAAGCAGGCAAGCCGGGGGAGGGGCAGGAUAUUUUGUUUGGGGGCCGGAGCGGAGCCCCACUCUCCAGCUGGCUGUGGUAGAAGGAAGCAGCCUCCUCUCCGCCGGUGGGGAUGAAGGUGGCAACUUGGAGAGACAGCCCUUGGUCUCUGGGGCUGGGAGGCUGAGCGUCUGGGCUGUACAGGACAAGCCUCCCUCCCCCCCACAUACAUACACUUCCACCAUGGAUCUGCUGAUGCUGAUGAACAUCAGUGUUGGCACUCCCAAUGGAUCCAUUGCCUUCCCCUCCUCUUCCUCCUCUCCCCUGCUGCAGCCUCCCUCCCCCUACUCCCCCGGGGCUGUGGCCAGUUUGGCAGCUGUGGUGGGUUUCCUGAUCGUCUUCACCAUUGUGGGCAACGUGCUGGUGGUGAUUGCGGUGCUGACCAGCAAGGCGCUGCGGGCUCCCCAGAACCUCUUCCUGGUGUCCCUGGCCACAGCUGACAUCCUGGUGGCCACCUUGGUCAUGCCUUUCUCCUUGGCCAACGAGAUCAUGGACUACUGGUACUUCGGCAAAGCGUGGUGCAACAUUUACCUGGCGCUGGACGUGCUGUUUUGCACUUCUUCCAUUGUGCACUUGUGUGCCAUCAGCCUGGACAGGUAUUGGUCUGUCACCCAGGCGGUGGAAUACAACCUCAAACGGACCCCACGGAGGAUCAAGGGCAUCAUCCUCACUGUCUGGCUCAUCUCAGCCGUUAUCUCCUUCCCCCCCUUGAUCUCCGUGUAUCGGGACCCCGAAGGGGACCUCUUCCCCCAGUGUAAACUCAAUGACGAGACCUGGUACAUCCUCUCUUCCUGCAUCGGCUCCUUUUUCGCUCCCUGCGUGAUCAUGGUGCUGGUCUAUGUCCGCAUCUACCGGGUGGCCAAGCUGAGGACCAGGACCCUUUCUGAAAAGCGCACGAUGCCCGAGGGCUCUUCCAUAUCUGAGAAUGGGCUGAGCCGGGCCCCUCGGGGCUGCACAUCACUGAGGAUGCCAUCAGGGGAGAAUGGACAUUACUCAGCACACCAGUGGCGCAAAGCCUCCGAACUGGAGGACAUUGAGCUGGAGGAGAGCAGCACCUCAGAGAGCAGGCGGAGGCGGAGCCGGGAUGAGCAUCCCCGCAAAAGCAGUAAGACCCAGUCCUUCUCAUAUUCCUACUCCUCCAAGCACUCCAGCAGCCGCCUCUCCCGCUCCAGCAAUCGCUCCAUGGAGCUCUUCUCCUCUCACCGCCGCAGAAAGCGUAGUAGUGUUUGCCGUAAGAAGGUCACCCAGGCCCGGGAGAAGCGCUUCACCUUUGUAUUGGCUGUGGUCAUGGGGGUCUUUGUGGUGUGCUGGUUCCCCUUCUUCUUCAGCUACAGCCUUUAUGGCAUUUGCCGGGAGGCAUGUGAAAUCCCCGAGACUCUCUUCAAGUUCUUCUUCUGGAUUGGGUAUUGCAAUAGUUCCCUCAACCCAGUCAUCUACACAAUCUUCAACCAGGACUUCCGCAGGUCUUUCAAACACAUCCUCUUCAAGAAGAAGAAGAAGAAUUUUCUGCACUGAGCUGGAGUGGAGAGGAGGGGUCUUCACUCAGCUGGAAAGGAGAGGAGAGGGGCCUGGGUGCUGGAGUAGUGCCAGGGUAGUGAAGAAGUGGGGGAUGUGGGUAAGGAGGUGAGUUUACAGCCAUGGGAAUUGAGUGAAGUGGGUGUUAAGGGGCUGUGCUGGAGUAAGGAGGGAUAAGUGAAGGAGGGAGGCGACCUGAAUUUGCAUUUUGACCUUGGAGGGGAACCAUAAAGAAGAGGGUGGGACACUAUGUUUUGAGCAUGAUGACCACUGAAAAGAAGUUCUCUAGAAGCCAAGCAAAGAUGGGGAGAGGGAGAGAAUGACUGAUGGUGGAGUGUGAGAUUUGGUUAUUUAUUGUCAAUUAGAGAAGCUAGGACUUGUGCUGGAUUCAUCCCAGAGAGAAACCAGGUUUUACUGGUGAAGUGAGGGAAAAGGGGGGAAGAUGAUGCCAAUUUAUAGCCACUGACUAUCUUUGAUAUUCUGAAAGAAUUUAACUGUUUGCCAAAAAAAAUCUAAAGAACAAUCCAAACUUUUUUCUAAAUAAACCUUUGUACUCGAAACCCUUCUGAAUUGUGGUUUUGCAUAGGACUUAAGUGAAAAUGGGCACUUGGGGCUUUCUGCCUUCUAGUAGCCCUUCCAUAUGCCCCCGAGAGUUUCUCUUCCUCUCUUAGUACCCCUCAAAGGGGAUAGUCUCAGGGACUGAAUUUGGGUUCUGGUGGUGUUCUCACGUACAAUUAGAGGCAUAGUGUUGUGUAGUUGUUCGAAGCAAUCACCAUACCACACAUGUUUAAAAUUCUUCACAAUUUCCUUCACAUUUACAUUCUUAGGGCAAAUUAAAACUAAUAGAUUUAUUUUUUUAAAUGAAAAACAAGUGCAGCAGAUUCUCACGAACAUACAAGAACAAAUUUCUAAUAGAUGGGGAAGUGUUCCAGUUCUAUAAUAUUAAUCUCUUUUUUUCUAUUUGCACACACAGUUUUAAGUCCAAAUUUUGUUUUUUUGAGCAAUGAUUAAAACAAAUUCUCCCUCUCUCCCACCCCCGGAGAUUGAAAUCCCAUAAUUGCUAAUGGGUGGGAUGAGAAUCAGGGUGGCAUCUGUGUCUUCAUCAACAGAGAAUACGUUUCCAACUGGCUGCAAGACUUAGCCAACAUUUAAAGAAUCAAACAGUCCCUCUCCAACUACACUGCUGCAAGGUGUGAGGGAAGAAAUGCUGUUCUGUCUUAUUAUGCAUGUAAUUUCUUUCAUAGGCAGUAAGAUUUGGCAUCUGUCACAUAAACCUUUCCCUAGUAAACAACUCUUUGAAAUGGAAGGAGAUCUAAUGUAAUACGACAGGCACCUUGAAGCAUCCAAAUCAAAUCUAUAGCUUUAGCUGACUAGAUAUCCAAUUCCUUCCCUUUGCUGUGUUACAGGAAGGAAAGUGUCAACAGAUCCCCUUCUCUUGGGAUCCAUAUGUCAGCAGUAGAAAUGAUAAACCAGGAACUUAGGCUGUUUUAUCUUCUCUCCAUUAUUACUGCUCAGUCCACUUAGAGUAGCCCUGGGCAUAGAGCCAAGUAGACCUUCAGUGGUUUAGGCUUAGGUGUUUAUUUAACAGACUAUUUUCCUUCAGGGCCAACUCAAAUAGCAGUUUUGCCUAAGUAAAGACUACAGCAUUUGGCCCAUUUUGAGUUUGGAUGGUUUAGCUAUUGCCUUUCAGAGACAACAAGGAGUCAAGUGAUGAAAAGACUCAAAUGUGGUUUAAAUUUUCAUACUCUUGAAAGAAGAGGCAGUAAGGCUUGUUUUGGAGGUGUGCCCCACCUUUGCAAAUUACUGAUGGUUAGAUGAUCGCAGCCCUUUUGAUGCAGUGCACAAACAAGGCUGCUAAUAUUAGAAAAUAAUAGAAGUGGCUGAGAUGAGAAAAAUAUAAACCAUUUUCCCUUCUGUGAAAUGCAGAAUUCAUUUCAAAAUGGCAUGAAGGGGAGGUGAAAUGAGCUCAGGUAGUUUGAGGGCAGCAUGCGAUGGUACUGUGGGGCUAAAUAAGUCAAUAAACUAUAUAAUUGUCGGAGCAACCAAAGCAACACAUGCUAAAUGUACUACUUCAGAGAUGGUGGACAGCUUCAUUAAAAUAUCCAUUCUCACCACCAGAAAGGUUUGUAUUUGUCACUGGGGGUUCAGGUUGGAGUGGCUUCCCACUCUGCAGACACACAUUUCUCUGUCAUACUCCACAUUUUAAAAUCAGAUUGGCAUGUGGUAAACAGUCAUUUUCCUGUGUUUUUCUUUGUAAAAACAGAUGGUGUCUGUGAAAGAGAAAAGACUAUUGACAGUUAAAUUUGAAUGAGGGUGAAAUACGGAUUGCACAGAUGACAUAUGCCUUAAAAGUAAUUUCUUUGCCAUAAAAUCAUUUUUAAUUGCUUGGAACAUGAAACAAA